ACUGAAAACGAAAGUAGGUCGGGUUCGCGGUUCAUUUAAAAAUUUUCCUCAUGGAAAAAAUUUGUGCAAAGAAACCCAAAACUGGGAAAACGGAAAAAGACAUUGAUAAAGAUAAUUACAUAAUUCAGCAGUUCCAAGAAUAUCAAAAGGAUCUGGACUUCCGCCAUGAUAAACAUGAACGGCUGGUGAAACUAAGUCGAGAUGUCACAAUCGAAAGCAAAAGAGUCAUUUUUCUAAUGCAGAGAAACUCAGGGACAGAUAAAAAUAACGAGAAACUGGAGCAGGCAUGGAACAAAAUUAGAGAUGUCCAAGAACAGAAGUUUUUACCAAUGGCAAAAGAGCUUGAUGGAGAGGACCCAUACCAGUUCCUGAGAGCCUACUCCGCAGGUCUGCAAGAGUACAUUGAAGCUGUAGCCUUUUACCACUACCUCAAAAGCAAGACGCUUGUCAGUUUGGACCAAGUACAGUCGGACUUGAAUUUUACAGUGCCCUCUAGUGACACAGAGAAUUCUCAGAAGACAAUUGGAGUACAUGUUCCUCCCUCGGAGUACAUUCUAGGUCUGGCUGACCUUACAGGAGAACUCAUGAGAUUUGCUAUAAAUAGUGUGGGCUCUGGUGACUUGGACACGCCCAAUGAAGUUUGUGCUUAUUUACGUAACAUGCUGGGAGGAUUUGAAUCCGUGGGUCAGGUGUCCAGGGAAAUGAACCGUAAAGUCAGCACCUUGAGACAGAGUUUAAGGAAGGUGGAGGCAGCGUGCUACACUCUGCAGAUCCGGGGGUCAGAGAUCCCUAAAGAGAUGCUGAAGGAUGUGUUCAGGUCAGCUCGUGUAGGAGAAAUAUCUUACUUAGACGAGCAGGAUAUUGAUGAUUGAGGAACUCAGAAACAGGACAGGGAAUUUUUUCAACAAUGGGCAUUCUUCACUUCAUUGCAUUUUCACUUGAUGUAACAAAAGCAUGUUGAAAGACUCUGUGGGCUGUCAUUUAUAAUGAGUAAUGUAAUGACCAACGUAAACUAUUGUAUUAUUCUAUAAUACUGUACAAAGAGUGAAAAGUAUUUAGUUUCCCUUUUUUUAGUAAAAAGUUCAGUUCAUGCUUUUGUUCAAAUAUUUCAAGUUUCAGGUGUAUGUACAUGUACAGUAAAUGUACAUCUAAUUUGAACUAAGUUA
Molecule: messenger RNA, 1166 nt
Organism: Saccostrea cuccullata (small rock oyster)
Lineage: Eukaryota; Metazoa; Mollusca; Bivalvia; Ostreida; Ostreidae
Product: translin-associated protein X-like
Exons: 4
Coding region: 51-872 (273 amino acids)
Cellular component (GO): cytoplasm; nucleus
Molecular function (GO): sequence-specific DNA binding; RNA binding; RNA endonuclease activity
Source: RefSeq, a predicted model, not a curated record